AGAAGAUAACAUUGUACCUUGUAUGUCAAAAGAUGUAAAUUUAACCAAUAAAGAUACAAUUUCUUCUUUAAAUUCACUUGGGCUAUCGCGUUUAAUAUCAAAAUCAGUUGCUAGAAUUCAUAAUUGAACGCGAUGAUGCGUGCAGAUUGGUUCUUUUACGUAUACCCGAGAUGAUCAACCAACAUUGGAAAAUAAAGAACUGCGUAUUUUGAUAGAAACGAGAUAGAUACUGUACACACAGCUGCAAAAAAAGGCAUUGUCUCAACCGGACAAGAGGAAGAAAGCAAGACAAGACAUAGAAAUAUCUGAUUUAUAUUCCAAAAAUAUUGACUCUAAGAUUCAGCAUUUAAUGUCUAAGCAUCGGAGCAGUGUCUCUGGUGAGAUAUUAGCAUAAAAGCCACCAAGUAGAGCAUAAAUCCCAAAGAACCAUUGCUAGGCGAUCAUAUUCCUAUACCAAUGCAUGCAAGUGAGUUAUAAACGUUCUUCUUCACACAGAAACGAUGCCAAGAUUGUUAAUCAUAUACUUAAUUGUGCUUGUCAGCAGUGCUGGUUUUGUGAGAGGUAACGAACUGAAGACAUGCGAGAGAGAUUAUGUGAAAAUAGGCUGCUAUGAGGAGUUUGGGACCCAAGCGAAAGAUCUCUUAAUCAACGAUCGCCAUAAAAUACGAUGGGACGCCAUAGAAAGCUACAUGCAUAACUUGGCCUGCCUAUGUAGUGAAGCUGCAAGAGCAGCGAACAAAGUUCGUUCCGAGCCCUAUGUUGGAUUUGCGUUGCAUUACUACGGCGAGUGUUACGGGCGAACUCAAACGCAGAUGGAGGCACUGAUCAAAAAGGACCAAACACAUCGGUGCGUAGGAAACCAGACGUACACGAAUUGCGAUGCGACGCAUGCAGAAUGCGUGGGUCAGGAAUAUGCUGAAUAUAUCUACAAAUUUAGAGAGGCAACAAUCCAGAAUGUAAAUGGCGGAUACGGUUCAUGGGGGCCAUGGACUUCAUGUAAAGGCGACUGUGGAGUUGGUGUUAAGGUACGAGAGAGAAUAUGUACACACCCCGAGCCAAUGGGGAGCGGUAAAGAUUGUUCUAAAUUGGGACCAAGCACCGAAACAGCGCAGUGUGAUACUGGCAAGAAGUGUCCAGAGCUGAUAUCACCUGUAAAAGAAGCAAGAGUUUGCGAGGGUGAAGGGGUGUCGAUCGAUUGCACGGGCGAUGCUGCGAUUCAAAUAUCGAGUGCCAUGUUUGGGCGCUUGUCACUUGCCCACUGCGAGCAGUGGUAUGGGACACACUGGCGGACGGACUGCAGGUCCCCCGUCUCAUUGACUAAAAUGAAGAAACUUUGUGACGGGAAAUCAUCUUGCUUUGUUUAUGCAAAUACAGGGGUAUUCGGUGAUCCUUGUAAAGGAACAGAGAAGUACUUAGAAGUAACAUAUAGAUGUAAAAGUAGAAAGCCAUUGAUGGCAUACAAAAAGAAAUGAUUAAUACCAAGACGUUUGAAGCAAUUCAAAGCAGUCUCUCAUUAGUUAACUCUUUUGGUUAGUUGCAGUCUCUUUUUAGUUACUUCAUUUGACAAAAAAAUCUUCUUGCUUGUAAUAGGUUGGAGUUAUACCAGAAAGGCUUCUUGAAAAAUUUCAUAUCAGUUGUCUGAAACCUGUAACAGUAUUGAAACUAAGAUAGAAAAUUGAAACUUUAGAAAA
Molecule: messenger RNA, 1691 nt
Organism: Rhopilema esculentum
Lineage: Eukaryota; Metazoa; Cnidaria; Scyphozoa; Rhizostomeae; Rhizostomatidae
Molecular function (GO): carbohydrate binding
Source: RefSeq, a predicted model, not a curated record